AUGGAAGGCGCAUCGCUGCUGGAGCGGUACCUGGAGAGCUGCGACGGGCAGGAUGACUUCUCCACUAGACCUCAUCUGUUCACUCCUAUGAGCCCUUAUGAUUUAGAACUUCCAAUUCAAAGAGCUGAAGAUGGGGUGUUUGCUUCCCAGUUAAAGCCCAAGGAGCUCCACACAGACUUCUCCUCUGUGGAUCUCAGCUUUCUCCCAGAUGUUACCCAAGACAACAAAGAACAAAACCUCUCUGAAGAUGGUCAUGAAAUUACAAAAGAGCUUGAUGAGUCACUACCAAGUAACGAGGACAGUGGUGUUGUCAUGGAUGGAAGCAGCUUGUCACAUCCAGGUGCAGCUCAGCCAUCUCCUAAAGGAUCUGGCGUGCAUCCUCCCCUGACUCCAAUGACUCCAGUGACCCCAGCGACCCCAGCAACACCUUCAGAAAGUUCUGGAAUAGUCCCUCAGCUACAGAACUUCGUGGCAACUGUAAACUUAGCUUGUAAACUGCAUCUGAAGAACAUAGCUCUGCAUGCCAGAAAUGCAGAGUAUAACCCAAAGAGGUUUAAUGCUGUGAUCAUGAGAAUAAGGGAACCACGAACAACAGCCCUCAUCUUCAGUUCAGGAAAAAUGGUCUGCACAGGAGCAAAAAGUGAAGAGCAGUCGAGGCUGGCAGCCAGGAAAUUCGCGCGGGUGGUGCAAAAGCUCGGCUUCCCUGCCAGGUUCUUGAGCUUCAAGAUCGAGAAUAUUGUGGGGAGCUGUGAUGUGGGGUUCCCCAUCCAGCUGGAAGGCUUGGCUCUCACCCACCAGCAGUUCAGCAGCUAUGAACCUGAACUAUUCCCUGGCCUGGUUUAUAGGAUGGUCAAACCAAAGGUAGUGCUGCUGAUCUUUGUGUCUGGAAAAGUUGUACUGACCGGAGCAAAAGACUGUUCUGAAAUCAAUGAGGCAUUUGAGAACAUCUACCCCAUUUUAAAAGGUUUCAAGAAACCAUCGUGCCACAGCUCACGAAACAAUCCAGAAUAACACCUGGGUUUGUGCUGCUGUGCAUGGAACAGACACCAAGGGGAUUCCUGGAGCAUUUGUGGAGUUAUGGAUUAUCAAGCAAAUUAUUCAUUUCUGAAUGCCACAUCUGCUGAUGCCUUUCUCUAGCCUGUGAGAUGUUCUUUUUUUCAGAUUAUCUGUCUGUAAUCCACCUGAAUUCUGAUAACUUUUGUCCAGUUAAAACACUUGAUAAAUGAGUGCACUUUUCAUAGAAUGUAUAUUAAGGUGGUACUUUAAAAUAUUUUGUAGUAGAAGCCAUGUGUCUCUUUCCCUGUUGAACAGGUGAAUCCACACUGCACUUUCAGUCUGGCUUAAUCAAAAUCCUCAGCUCUAAGUGUCCUGAAUUUCUCUUGCAGUGUGAUAGUUCCAUGUUUAAACUCAACUUGUCUAUAUUGUUGUCUAUAACAUGGCUUUCAAAAUCCUGCAGGAGUUGAUUUUGGUGUUUAGAAGACAUGUACUGAAAUCACUUUGAUUCCAGUGGCUGGGUAAACUCUUGUGUGUGCUGGUGCAGGAUUUUCUUCCACAGAGAAGACAUUCCAGGUCCUGGAAUAUAUGCUGGGAUAUACCCAGGAAAUCUGUGAGUGGAGGGGUAAUAAAUGAU
This is a messenger RNA of Prinia subflava (tawny-flanked prinia), 1630 nucleotides long. It is a transcript of the gene TBPL2, whose product is annotated as TATA-box binding protein like 2. The transcript has 7 exons. Gene Ontology annotation, molecular function: RNA polymerase II general transcription initiation factor activity; DNA binding. Gene Ontology annotation, biological process: DNA-templated transcription initiation. NCBI's taxonomy places the organism in Eukaryota, Metazoa, Chordata, Aves, Passeriformes, Cisticolidae. The coding region runs from base 1 to 1011 and encodes 336 amino acids. The record is from RefSeq and is a predicted model, not a curated record.